Messenger RNA from Cuscuta campestris, 1418 nucleotides. The record is from the annotation of a GenBank genome assembly. NCBI's taxonomy places the organism in Eukaryota, Viridiplantae, Streptophyta, Magnoliopsida, Solanales, Convolvulaceae.
CAUUUCUUGCUUUCUAUUUAAUUAAAUUAAAUUAAAUUACCGGCAAUAAUAAUUUCAUGAUAGAACAAUAACCAAAUUUCACUAAAAAGAACUGCAAAUUGAAAAAAAUAAAAAAUGGUGGAUCACAAUUCUUGUUUUGUUUCUUCUUCCGGAGUACCUAACUAACUGCCGGCGAAUCCAUGGCUUCCCUCUCUUCUCCGGCCCUCUCUAACCCCCGCCCUCUGCCGAACCUCUAUCACAAUCUCCGCCAACCUUUAUCUCUGCGCACAUCCAACGCUCUCAAUUUCUCCGUCAAAGCCAACGCCGGUCCGCCACCAAUUCCGCCGCCGUCAUCGGCGGAGGAGAAGAAGUCGUUUGCGGUUGCCACAGGCGAGCUUUUCCUCGGAAUCGCGUCGCGCAUUCUGAACCGUCGAGGCGGUGGUAGUGCCGGAAUCAGCAAUGCGGACGGAAGUGGGGAUAUUAGGGCAUCCGAGAGAGUUGCGAUGUUCGAGGAUGAUUCAGAGAGGGAGAGUUAUGUUUGGAAGAGAAGGAAGGAGGGAAUUGCGUCGGUGGUGGAGGAUCCGGUCCAGCCUGAGGUUUUGUGGGAGCAGAGUGUGAAGGAUGUGGAAGCCGAGCGGCGGCGGAAGGCGGUCACUACCCCCGGAUUCAGCUUCUCUGCUGCUGGGCUCUUGUUUCCAUAUCAUCUUGGGGUAGCUCAUUUUCUUAUCGAGAAAGGAUAUAUCAAGGACACAACACCGUUAGCCGGUUCAUCUGCAGGUGCUAUUGUUUGUGCAGUAAUAGCAUCCGGAGCGACAAUGCUAGAAGCACUAAAAGCAACAAAAGUAUUGGCAGAAGAUUGCCGGCUUAGGGGAACUGCAUUUCGCCUGGGGGCUGUUCUCAGAGAUAGUUUAGUGGAACUUUUGCCAGAUGACAUUCAUAUUAGGUGCAAUGGAAGAGUUCGCAUUGCGGUCACGGAGAUACUUUGGUGGAGGCCAAGGGGUUUGCUGGUUGAUCAGUUUGAUUCUAAAGAGGAUCUCAUAAAUGCUGUAAUGACAUCUUCUUUUAUUCCCGGAUAUCUUGCACCAAGACCUGCCACAAUGUUCAGAAAUCGACUUUGCAUCGAUGGGGGUUUGACAUUAUUCAUGCCACCAACUUCUGCCUCUGAAACAGUGCGCAUCUGUGCUUUUCCCGGAAGCCGGCUAGGAUUGCAAGGAAUUGGGAUUAGUCCCGACUGCAAUCCUGAAAAUAGAGCUAGCCCGCGACAGGUAAACUUAGUAAACAUCUAUGGGUGAACUAUUAUCCGAACCACCCCCACCCCCACCCCCACCCCCAUGCCCGCCUAUGUGAUAGCCCUCUCUUGCUACCACAAAUUGUAGUCACACUAUCCAUGAGCUAUUUGAGUAAUCCUUAUCAAACUCAAGUAAACACUGGGUCCCGGU